UUUUCUUUGUGUUUGCUCCAAGGAGAGGAUGGCUGAUGUUCCUGGGUACAGUGUGUCUGGCCUGCUUGCCUCUGUCUUCUUUGUCCUGCUCAUCACGAAGCAGCCAGAUAACUUUAAAGUGAUUGGUCCUGCCCAUCCCAUCGUGGCCAGGGUUGGGGAAGAUGCCGUAUUAUCCUGCCAUCUCCUCCCCAAGAGGACGGCCGUGCGCAUGGAGGUGACUUGGUAUCGCUCAGAGCCCAGCGCACAGGUGCUUGCGCUGCAGGACGGAGUUGAGGCGACGGAGAUGCAGAUGGAGGAGUACAGGGGCCGGGUCGAGUGGAUACAGGACGACAUUGCCGAGGGACGGCUGGCUCUGAAGAUUUACAACGUUCAACUGUCUGAUAACGGGCAAUACUGGUGCCGUUUCCAAGACGGGAACUACAUUGGGGAAACAAGCUUGUUGCUCAAAGUCGCAGGUCUGGGUUCUGCCCCUGACAUCCACAUGGAGGGGCCUGCGGGAAGUACAGUCCAGCUUGUGUGCACUGCAAAGGGGUGGUUCCCAGAACCCCAGGUUUAUUGGAAGGACAUCCUGGGAGAGAAGCUGCCCACUCUCUCUGAGCAUCAAAUCCAAAAUGCAGACGGAUUGUUCUAUGUGGAAGCCUCUCUUGUGGUCAAAGCUGAUAAUGCAGGGACAGUGUCGUGUUACAUCCACAAUGAAGUCCUCACUGAGGAGAAGGAUUCUGACAUCUCCAUCCCAGAGAAACUCCAGAAUGAGCUUGCUUCCUUAAAAGUGACUGGACCUUCAGAACCCAUCCUUGUCAGAGUGGGAGAAGACAUACAGCUAACCUGCAACCUGUCCCCCAGGGCUAAUGCCCAGAGCAUGGAGGUGAGGUGGGUCCGAUCCCACCGUUAUCCUGCUGUGCAUGUGUACAUGGAUGGGGACCAUGUGGCUGGAGAGCAGAUGGCAGAAUAUAGAGGGAGGACCGCCCUCGUGAGUAAGGCCCUUGAUGAGGGGAGUGUGACCCUGCAGAUACACGAUGCCAGAACUUCAGAUGACGGGCAGUACCGGUGCCUCUUUGAAAAAGAUGGUGUCUACCAGGAGGCCAAUUUGGAUGUGAAGAUAGUAGCUGUGGGUUCGUCCCCACUGAUCACCGUUGAGGCAAUGAAGGACGGAGAAUCACAGCUGGUGUGCACCUCAGAAGGGUGGUUCCCACAGCCCCACAUGCAGUGGAGGGACAUGGAAGGGAGGACUAUGCUAUCGUCUUCAGAGGCCCUGACUCAAAGCAGCCAUGGGCUGUUCCAGGUGGAGACACGCCUGCUGCUCACAGACAGCUCUGUUGUCAAUGUGACCUGCUCCAUCAGCAACCCACUUCUUGGCGAGGAGAAAAUGGCAGCUUUUUCUCCCUCAGGUUGGUAA
Talpa occidentalis (Iberian mole) is the source of this 1396-nucleotide messenger RNA. Its product is annotated as butyrophilin-like protein 2. NCBI's taxonomy places the organism in Eukaryota, Metazoa, Chordata, Mammalia, Eulipotyphla, Talpidae. Gene Ontology annotation, molecular function: signaling receptor binding. The coding region runs from base 29 to 1396 and encodes 455 amino acids. Gene Ontology annotation, cellular component: external side of plasma membrane. Gene Ontology annotation, biological process: T cell receptor signaling pathway; regulation of cytokine production. The record is from RefSeq and is a predicted model, not a curated record. The transcript is spliced from 6 exons.